This is a messenger RNA of Papaver somniferum (opium poppy), 2966 nucleotides long. Its product is annotated as zinc finger BED domain-containing protein DAYSLEEPER-like. Bases 873 to 1508 code for a protein of 211 amino acids. The transcript has 3 exons. The record is from RefSeq and is a predicted model, not a curated record. Lineage: Eukaryota; Viridiplantae; Streptophyta; Magnoliopsida; Ranunculales; Papaveraceae.
CUCAGUUUCUCUAGGUUUAGCGGCCGCUUCUUCUUCUUCAUCUCACUCUCUCAGUCACAGGCGAAUAGGCGAUUGCUUCUUCUUCCUCAUCCAUGAUCAACAAAUACAACAACAAGUAACUCAGUAACUGUAAGUCAUCACUCAUCAGCGAUUCCUUUUCAUUUCCUUGUCUUCUUCAUUUGAUAUUUCUUUCUGUGAAUCUGUGGUUGUAACUUGUUUUUAGGGUUCUUGUUACGGAUUUUUGAUUAUUUUGAAUGAAAUCUUAGAUUUAUGAAUUAGGGUUCUUGUUUUUAGUUCAGAUUUUGGGGGUUUCGGUUUGGGGUUUUGAUUUGGGGUCUUGUUUUAUGUAUUUGUGUCUUAUUUUUGCUCACUGGGUUUGUUUCCUCUUUGUGGAUAUACUGAUGUUUCAUGUUUGUAACUCUGAUAUUUGAACUACUAGAGAUGUAUGAUUUGGGGUCUUGUUUUAUGGAGAUGUAUGAACUACUAGUCUACUAGUGAGAUGUUGGAACCUAGAUUCAAAGUCCCUGGCCUCAUGACUAUUGAUAGGGAUAUGUUGAUAAUAUACAUGGAUGGAAAAAAACUUUUGAAAGAAUACUUCAAGGCAUCCAAACAGAGGGUUUCUUUGACCACUGAUACAUGGACUUCACCCAAUAACUUCAAUUAUAUAUGUGUCACAGUUCACUAUGUUGAUCACAAUUGGAAGUUGCAAAAGAGAAUUAUUUUGUUUUGCCAAGUGAAAGGUCAUACAGGUACUGCAAUAGGUAAGAUGUUGGAGAAGUGCUUGUUAGAUUGGGGGGCUUGAAGAUGUCUUUGGUGUCACUUUGGAUAAUGUCAGUGCUAAUACUCUUGUCAUCGACUAUUUAAAGCAAACAAUGAUUGGUUGGACUGGAGCAACUGAAAGGACUGAAUACUUGCAUGUUAAGUGUGCUUCCCAUGUGCUUGCUUUGGUUAUAAAAGAUGCAGUGAAGCUCUAUAACAAGUCAAUCGCAAGGAUUAGGUCAGUUGUGAAGUAUGUUACUGGUUCUCCAGCUAGAUGGGAAAAGUUUAAGCAUUGUUGUUCACUGGAGAAGAUUGACUGCAAUAAAGGAAUAAUCUUAGACUGCAAGACAAUAUGGAAUAGUACAUUCUUGAUGUUAGAGGCUGCUGAGAAGUAUGAAAGAGCUUUUAAAAGGUUGGAGAAGUAUGAUAGAGACUACAAGAAGAAGUACAUUUUUGAAGAAGUUCAUACUGAUGCUUUACCUGGUCAUGAAGCUCUUCUUGUGCUGGCUAGUUCCAUGGAAUACUUAACUUUCAGUUAUUCAUCGAGUUCUGAAUCUGAGAUGGAUGUUGAUACUGAUCCAAAAGGCAAGAAUAAGAUGAAGAAAAAGAAGAAGAAACAGCGUCGUCACCAUGCUCCUUAUGCUGAAGAUUGGAGUUAUGCGAGAAGUCUGGUGAAGUGCUUAAAGGUAUUCUUUGAUGCUACUGUUAGAUUUUCUGCUGCUACUCAAGUUAUUACGCAUACAUUCUGAGAUAAUGGUUCUGAUGCUUUGGUUAGAAAUAUGGCUGAAAUUAUGUUUGCUAAGUAUAAUAAGUAUUGGGGUUCUUAUGAAGACAUGAAUUCUGCUUUGUUCUUUGCGCAAUUGUUGGAUCCAAGAGAGAAGGAGAAAGGGUUGGAAUUUGUUCUUGAAUGCUUGUAUGAGAAAAAUCAAUACAUGGUUGAUAGAGUUAUGAAGAAGGUUAAAGAAGAUAUGGUCAGACUUUUUGAAGAGUACAAAUCUUCAUAUGCAGUUGUUGGUGAAAGUUCAACUAGUGUUUCUGCAGUUCAAGCUCCAGUUGUUGUGCAAGAACAAAGCAUUGAGGCCAUGCUUAACUCAAGGAAGAAAAGGCAUAAAAGAAACCAAGUUGGUGUUGAAGGAUUAAAUGAGUUGGUUUAAUCCAAGUAUAACUGGAUUAAGUGGCACUGAUUUUGUUCUUGCACAACAACUGGAGCUUGAACUGCAGAAACACUAGUGGCACUGGAGCUUGAGCUGCAGAAAUCUCGUAUGUCAAGCUCCAGAAACACUAGAGGAAUUUGAAGAACAAAAUGUCAAAUUACUCUCGUUUGUUAGAGGAAUUUGAAGAAGAAUAAAGUGGCACUGAUUUUGACAUUUUGGCUUGGUGGCAAAGCAAUAGUACUAGUGGCUUGGUGACAUUUUGUUCACCAAGCCAAAAUGUCAAAAUCAGUGCCACUCUCGUUUGUUAGAGGAAUUUGAAUUUGAAGAAGAAUAAAGUGGCACUGAUUUUGACAUUUUGGCUUGGUGGCAAAGCAGUAGUACCAAGUAUAAGGUACUCUCGUAUAUGGCGAAGGAUAUACUAGCAAUGUCGGUGUCUUCUGUAGCUUCUGAAUCAGCUUUUAGCACUGGAAAGCGUGUGCUUAGUCCUUGGAGAAGCUCUUUAUCUCCUAGGACAGUUGAAGCAUUGAUAUGCACCCAAAACUGGCUACAAAAGCCAAUUGCUCUUGAUCUUCUAUCGGACUAUGUACCAGAUGAUUGCUCAAGCAUUGAGGAAGCAAUAUUGGGUGCUUAUCCAGUACCAGAGGAGUUUGAUGAUCCAAUGAUGCUUGACUAAUGAAGAUGAUUGUUGAAGUUCAGAUCUUGACAUCUUGUUGCAGACUUGAUAUAGAAAGGAACUAUGGUCUAUGGAAUGGAAGUGUUGGUUUACUUUUAACACUUUAUGUUAAUCUAAUCUUUGAACACUACUUUCCUUUGGUAGUUAUGUACAUAUGCAGUCGUUGUGUGCUGGUCACUUGGUCUUCAAGAACUUGAGUAGUUGGAUGAUUGCAGUACUCUUGCAGACUUGCAGAGUUGCAGUAAUUUUAUUUUGAAGUUCAAGUUUAUAUCAGUUUAUGUUUAUGUCAGACUUUAAGUUCAGGUUUAUAUCAGUUUAUGUAAUUAUGUUAGUUGGUACUUGGUUUUAAAGAACUUAUGUUAAUUAUGUUUAUGUUGUUA